Messenger RNA from Cyprinus carpio (common carp), 1715 nucleotides. RefSeq lists its product as uncharacterized. Lineage: Eukaryota; Metazoa; Chordata; Actinopteri; Cypriniformes; Cyprinidae. The coding region runs from base 1 to 897 and encodes 298 amino acids. The transcript is spliced from 8 exons. The record is from RefSeq and is a predicted model, not a curated record.
AUGGGCAGGUGUAAAAAAUCACCUGAAUCAAUCUACAUUAACUGUUACUACACAAUAAAUGAGCAAGGCAUCGAUAAACCAUCAUCUGCUUCUCCUCCUGCCACAGUGACGGUUUUAGAUUCAUUUCCGAAACCCAUCAUCAGUGUUAGUGAUGAUGAUGACCAGCUCAUCAUAUCAUGUGAAAUACCACUUUCAGUCAGAGAUGAUUUCAACUGUAGUCUCUACACUGAGGAUGAUGUUCUUCUGUAUCAACGUGUCUCUCAGUGGAGUCAGUCUGGAAAGAAUCUUUGUAUGUUUUAUGUAAGUCGUAGUGAACUCUUCACACGUUCAGUGAACAGCAGACAGCUGAUCUGUGUUUAUUCACUCAAAACUGAACCUGAGAUCAGAUCACCACGCAGUGACACAUACACCUUCAGAAACACAGUCACCAUCAGAGAUCUUCCUCAGGCCAAGUUGAGAGCGUCUGCUUCAGUUAUUCUGGAAACAGACACAGUUGAGCUGAGCUGUGAGAAUACUGAAGAUCUGAAGAUGGAGAAGUGUUACUUCAACAUAAAUGGAAGAGAAAGUAACUCAAAACACAGCUCAUCAUGUCAGCUCUCACUCACUGGAUCUCAGAUCAGUGUUUGGUCUGGAGGUCAGAGUUCAUCUGUGAGAAUAAGCUGCUUCUACACUGUGAAUUUGUCACAAGUUCAAAAACCAUCUGCUCACUCUGAUCCAGUGACAGUAACAGUCAACAUCUCAACGGUGACCUCUGCUGGUAAAACUUUGACAACUGCCACAAAAACAACUUCAACCUCUACCGAUGAAACUUUGACAACUGCCACAAAAACUUCUGUUCCUCACACUGUUCACACUCACUCUGAAGGCUCCAGGCAUUAUUUCUGUCUGGACUCAUAGGAUUCAUCUGUCUGUGCCACUUUACCAGUUCUGCUGAUGUUCUCACAGAGCUGAACUACACCUCCUGCCAGAUAGAAACAUCAUCUCUUUUAACCUCCUCUGUCUGCGCCUCAAAACAUGGAUGACCUGUUUACUUUAUUUUCCUUUCGCUAAAGUAUUAAAUCUUAAAUCUAAUUUAGUCUAUAUGUACUUCUUUAUUCAACUAUUGUAACACACAUAGCUUUUAAUAUAGAGAUUAAUUCUAACAGCAAAGUUGACAGGUGAACUGCAACAGUUUCAGAAAAUGAUCAUAGUGUCCUACUGGUUUUGUCUGUUUUUUUUUUUUUUUUUUUUUACUUUAAGAUCAAUGACCAUCUGAACUGCUGGCUUUUGUCUGCAUGCUUUUAUGGAGUUGCUUCCAUAUGAUUAUCAGAUUAGAUUUUUGCAUUAAGGAGCAAAAGUGUACCUGAUGAAGGGACCACUGUGUCCAGCUGUGUGUAUAAAAUCAUUAACCUAUUCACUAUGGUAUUCAAUAAAAAAUAAAGGUAAACCUGAACAAAGAUGAGUGUGAGGUGUGUAUACAUAAAGAGAGAAUAUAUAUUUUAUAUUCAGAAAGUGAAUCAUGUUGAACCAAAAGCUGCUUUGGUUUGGGGAGUCAGACUGAUUCAAAGUUGUAAGUUCUGAGUUUGUGAGUCUUUUGAACUAUUCAUUUAAAGGACCAACUCACUAGAGUCAUUUGUUUGUGAAUCCUACAAUUGCAAGCACUGUGUGAAACACUGGUGAAAUUUGUAAAUCAAAGUUAUGUCCACCUAAAACCUUUUAAUUAAACUUGUGACCCA